Messenger RNA from Xenopus tropicalis (tropical clawed frog), 5953 nucleotides. RefSeq names its product phosphodiesterase 10A (gene pde10a). Bases 1126 to 3522 code for a protein of 798 amino acids. Lineage: Eukaryota; Metazoa; Chordata; Amphibia; Anura; Pipidae. The record is from RefSeq and is a predicted model, not a curated record. The transcript has 22 exons. Gene Ontology annotation, biological process: signal transduction. Gene Ontology annotation, molecular function: 3',5'-cyclic-GMP phosphodiesterase activity; phosphoric diester hydrolase activity; 3',5'-cyclic-AMP phosphodiesterase activity. Gene Ontology annotation, cellular component: cytosol.
AGAGACGCCAGUCUGUUUGUGGGGAAGCUCUCAGGCACACAUAGCUCCAUCUGCACCACUGGCACAACUUCUCUCCAGCCUGCUGCUGCUGCUGCUGCUUGGGCACCCUCCCUCCCCAACUCCUGACUCUAUACAGCCCGGGGGCUGCUUCACUACUGCAGUGCCUUCAGUGAAACCAACCUGGGAUGGAGCCAUCAAAGCAGCAGGUAACUUGCCUCUUGCUGUUUAAUGCUUAAUAGCGCGGCUAUGCAGAGAGGGCAGACAAUGACUAUGUACGACAAUGCAGAUCUGCUUUGUAGCUUCACAUGACUGAUGCUUGUAACACUCCAUUCUGCAUUGUGGGGGGAUGGAGACCAGAGCUGACACGUGGGAAUAGUUUAAAGAAGUUGAGCAUCUUACAUUGUUAUAGGGAGACAUUUCAAAAAGAUUUAAUAUAUAUAUAUAUAACAUCCACGAUCCCUUAUUUGUUUUUUGACUGGAAGGAGGGCUAGAGACUACCUGAUGGAUCCGACUCAUAGAGUCCAUCCUGCUCAUUCAGGAGAGAGUGGCAGAAAGAAGCUUCUGGGCAGCAUGAAAAUCUGGUGUGAACUCCCAGUAGGAGAGGGUGGAACUGUAUCCAGGAACGACUCACCUCUGCCCCUGGGCUCGGCUCGGGCGAGCACCCAGCACCGUGACAGGCGUUAUUGGGAGCAGGAUACGUGAUGCGCUUAUUUCCCAUAGGAAACGUGGCUAAAAAGUAGGUUUUGUUUGCGCUGGUGCUAAUUUAUCAUCAGUUCUUUCAGCUCAAAAAGCAUGAAGGGGUUGUUCCGACCCUAAAUUGGUGGGGAAAGUCUGUUAGCUGGCACCUGUGUGGCCCAUCUCCUACCCAGAUCUCCGUGCUCUCCCCACCUUCUGGAAACCUGCUGCUAGCUGAAAUAACAGGAGGAAAAAGAGAGCUGAGAAGUGAAUUGAUGGAAUUGUGAUUUGUAGGAUUUCUCCACAGUCCCUGCCUCCUACUUGCUCUCUAGCCACUCCAAAAGUCUCUCUCUCCCUCUCCUCCUGGCAAAUCCUUCUCUCUAUAUCUCCCCACCAUUCAAUCCACUUACCUUCCCUGUUGCAACACAAACCAGCAACAUCACCCUGCAGAUGUCGAAGAAACGUAAAGCCACCGAGAAUGAGUGUGGCAGCUCCCGGGCUCCAUCUCCUGCAAAACCCGAGAGAGCCGAUCCAGGUCUCACAGAUGAAAAGGUGAAAGCAUAUCUCUCGCUCCAUCCCCAGGUGCUUGAUGAGUUUGUAUCUGAGAGCGUUAGUCCUGAAACUGUAGAAAAAUGGAUGAAGAAAAAAAGCAGACGUGAAGAUAUGACGCCUACAGAAGUUAGCAGGUACCAGGAUACAAAUAUGCAAGGAGUUGUGUAUGAACUCAAUAGCUAUAUGGAGCAGCGGCUAGAUGCUGGGGGAGACAAUAAGUUACUACUUUAUGAAUUAAGUGAUAUCAUCAAAACUGCUACAAAGGCUGAUGGAUUUGCACUAUACUUUCUAGGAGAAUGCAAUAACACCUUGUGUUUGUUUACCCCAACUGGAACAAAAGAUGGACAAACUCCACUUACGUCUGUUGGACCUGUUGAAUAUGGCACCACAGUAUCUGCACAUGUAGCCAAAUCCAGAAACACUGUGUUAGUAGAAGAUAUUCUGGGGGAUGAAAGAUUUCCCAAAGGUACUGGGCUGGACUCAGGGACACGUAUCCAGUCUGUUCUUUGUUUACCAAUUGUUACUGCGAUUGGUGAUCUGAUUGGAAUCUUAGAACUUUAUCGGCAUUGGGGGAAAGGAUCCUUUCGGCUUUGUCACCAACAGGUUGCAACAGCAAACCUUGCCUGGGCUUCAGUAGCAAUACAUCAAGUACAAGUAUGUAGAGGCUUAGCUAAGCAGACUGAGCUAAAUGACUUUCUGCUUGAUGUAUCAAAAACAUACUUUGACAACAUAGUUGCAAUAGAUUCAUUACUUGAACAUAUAAUGAUAUAUGCAAAGAACCUGGUGAAUGCCGAUCGUUGUGCACUCUUCCAGGUGGAUCACAAGAACAAAGAGUUGUAUUCUGAUCUUUUUGAUAUUGGGGAAGAGGAUGAGGGAAAGCCUGUAUUUAAGAAGACCAAAGAAAUUAGGUUCUCCAUUGAGAAGGGUAUUGCAGGACAGGUUGCAAGAACAGGUGAAGUCCUUAAUAUUCCUGAUGCCUAUGCAGAUCCACGCUUUAAUAGAGAAGUAGAUGUUUACACAGGCUACACAACAAGGAACAUUUUGUGCAUGCCUAUUGUAAUCCGUGGGAGCGUUAUUGGAGUUGUACAAAUGGUGAAUAAACUAAGUGGAAGUGCCUUCUCCAAAACAGACGAGAACAACUUCAAGAUGUUUGCUGUCUUCUGUGCUUUGGCCUUACACUGUGCAAAUAUGUACCACAGAAUACGGCAUUCAGAGUGCAUUUACCGAGUUACACUGGAAAAAUUGUCAUACCACAGCAUUUGUACUUCAGAUGAAUGGCAGAACCUUAUGAACUGUACACUCCCAGUGUCUCUUUGCAGGGAGAUUGAACUAUACCACUUUGAUAUCCAGCCAUUUGAAGACCUAUGGCCAGCCAUAUAUGUUUAUAUGAUUCAUCAGUCAUGUGGCAAAAACUGCUUUGAGCUCGAAAAAUUGUGCCGGUUCACCAUGUCUGUGAAAAAGAACUAUCGUCGUGUCCCCUAUCACAACUGGAAGCACGCGGUUACAGUAUCACACUGCAUGUACGUUAUACUUCAAAAUAACCAGGAGAUAUUCACAGACUUGGAGCGGAAAGGGCUUCUAGUUGCAUGUUUAUGCCAUGAUCUUGAUCACAGAGGUUACACUAACAGCUACCUGCAAAAAUUUGAUCACCCUUUAGCAGCUUUGUAUUCCACAUCAACAAUGGAGCAACACCACUUCUCGCAGACCGUAUCUAUAUUGCAGCUGGAAGGGCACAAUAUUUUUUCCAACCUGAGCUCCAAUGAGUAUGAACAAGUGUUGGAGAUAAUUCGCAAAGCCAUUAUUGCCACUGACCUUGCACUGUACUUUGGGAACAGAAAACAUCUUGAAGACCUUCAUCAAAUGGGUGCAUUAAAUCUAAAUAAUCAAGCACAUAGAGAUCGUUUGAUAGGGUUGAUGAUGACAGCUUGUGAUCUUUGCUCUGUGACAAAGCUAUGGCCAGUUACCAGGUUGAUAGCUGAUGAUAUAUAUGCAGAAUUCUGGACUGAGGGUGAUGAAAUGAAACGGCUUGGUAUUUCACCUAUUCCAAUGAUGGACAGAGAUAAACAAGAUGAAAUCCCUCAGGGCCAGAUGGGAUUUUACAAUGCUGUAGCUGUUCCAUGUUAUACAACUCUUUCAGAGAUCUUUCCUUCAACACGACCGCUUCUUCAGGCCUGCAAGGAGAACCUCAGUCAGUGGGAAAAAGUUUCUAGAGGAGAAGACACCACAGUCUGGAUCCCUUCCCAAUCACUACCAACAGAGUCAUCAGAUUCACUUCCAGUUAAGAUUGAUGAUUGAGAAACAUGGACCACUCACAACUAAAGAUUAACUUUAUUUUUAAAAGAAGCGUAUUUAUCUGCAGCAUGGAAAGGACCAGACUUCUAACGGGGAAAAUAAUUAUGAGCAAGAAACACAAGUCGAAAUUGUAUUCAUCUACAUUUAAAUCUUCUAUUAGCAUUUUUGAGAAGGUGCAUUAUAUAAAGCUAAAUGUCAUUUGCCCUGUAUAAUUAACUUCAAGGGUACUUUGAACCUAUGAUAUACUUCCCUAUUCCCUCUUUAUGGCUCUACUGGUACUUCUUAAAUUAUUACUGCCUUCUUGAUAAGUGUGGCAUAAGUAAGGCAUUCCGUAGUAAGAAUGGUAAUGAUGUUUUUAAUCAUCAUCAUGUUUUAAGCAUCAUCAGUUCUUGCAGAACACACCAAGUCAGUAUGAUUUUUACUGGUCAAUGCUUGCUGAUAAUGAUACAUUAAAAAUGCACAUUUUUUUCAGUUAUGAAGGUAUAUGGAUCUGCUACAGUCCAGGCAACAUUUAUGCUAUACCUUGAAAAGCCUUCACCUUUCUCUAUAGGUUAUUUCUAUGGUUUUUAUAGCCUUUAGGUUUGUUGCACACUGGAAGAUAUUCUAUUAGCGAGCAACUGUAAGUAAAGUACUUAAAAUGUAAAUAUUUAUUUUACAGAUUCUUCCUAAUUACUAUAUUGUAAGGGAAAUAAGGUCUUGUAUAUUAAAUUUCAGAGGUAGACAAAAUUAUGCCAGUGUUUGGCCUGUGGGGGCGUGGAUAGCCUUUUAAGUAGCUUUUGCGAAACGUCUUUGUAUCCCUCUGGGAUAGUUAUGCAGUAAUUGGAGGGGCACCUAGAAUCUGUUACUGGUGUUUUAAUCCCCCUCAGCCCAACAUUUGUUUAGCCCCUUUGGCUGAUAAGGCUAUGGAUCUAGGGAAAUGACUUUGAAGUUACCCUGCAAACUUUCCAGGAGUGUCUAGCUGAGGAUAAAAUCUUCUUCAUUCCCUGCUAGAGAACUCACAACACAGUCUGAAAUCCAUAAAAACUCUUGAUUUUCAUGUUUGUUGCUUCAAAAUCUCACUCUCUGUGCUGUAUGAUAGAACACAUGUAUCUAGAAGUAAAUGGUCUUAUUAUAUAUAAAUAUUUAAAUCAUAAAUACAAAAAAAGUAGCCUUAACACACUUUAGUUUAAAGGGUAUGUUCUAGAUCAAGCAAUUCUAAGCACAAAUGUGCAGAAAAAGUGACUAAAAAAAAAAAUAAAAAAAAUAAAGACCAAUUGCAUUGUGUGUUUGAGAUUAAAAACAUUUGCGAGAUAUAAUAAUAAUAGACUAGAGGAAAUGAAAUAAGAAAUUUCUACCCUAUAAUAAAGAAGCACAAUACCAUUUGGAACUCACAUGUAAUGUUUGCUCUGCUAUACAUUAAUUGAGCAAAUGUUACAACAAACACAGUCUGAUGGAAAUACCAACAGGCCCAGCUUAAAGUUGUCUUUUCAAGGCUCUCUCCACAAUGAUUGUAUUCCAGCCUAACUCCACCCUAUUUCAGAGUAAACCUUUUGUUCCAUUUAGCUGAGAGCAAAUGGUAAAGCAAUAGCACAGCUUAUGUACAAAGAGCAUUCCUUCUAUUUAUACAUAAGAGCUAUGGCUUCAAGGAGGAUUGCGUUGGUUGAGGCACAACACAAGAACAGCACAAAACAAGUGGCAUUACUGGCUUUACUAUAAUAUUAUAUUAAAUGGAGAUAAGUUGUGGCAAGUAAUAUCGAAAAUCCUACUGCUAUUAUCUAUAUGUUUGCCAAAUGCGAUAAAUGGUUAAAGUUUUGGAAACCUAAUCAUAUUAAUUUGAAUAUACCUUUAUUUAUUUUAUGUCUAUAUAUUUGCAAGACAAUCCUGAACAUGCACUCUUUUGGUUAUGGGCAUUAAAAUUUACUUACCCUUCAAUGGCUCCCCAAAUGUUCCUUAUAGAAAAACUAAAUUCAGUGAUUAGAGAUGGAGUCGGUAGGGUAGCUUCCUUUAUAGGCCUUAUGAGCAUAUAAAUAAGCAACUCCUUUUCAACCAAGCAAGUAGCCUAAAUUCAGCAAUCACUUAGAGGGCUUCUAAACAUGCACUAUACAUGAAUGUUAGUGGUUUAUCUUUUGUUUUUUUUGUUUGAAUCUUACAAAGUCUUCUUGGGUCUGUGCAUAUGUAUGUAAAACCUGCCUGCCUUAUCCUUAUGUUCUGAAUUUAAUGUAGUGCACUUAUACACUUGUAAGCAUUAUAUCUUGUGGAUCCCUUUGUGACUUCCUCCUAUUUUCUUGUUGCAUUCAUUUUCCAUUGGAACACUCAUUAGGAUAAAAUAUCCUUCCCUUUACUGAAUUUCCUUUGCACUGAAUAAGGUACUUUAUUUAAAUCUAGGGAAAUUAAAAAAAAAAAAAAAAUGAAAUUAAGGUUUUGAUAUAAACACUUAUAUAUACUGAACAGUUGA